CUUUGGCAGCCGCGCAGCGCGAACAGAAGAUGCGAGUAUUCGGAGUAGCAGUGCUGUGUGUGGCGCUGGUCGCUACGGCCCUAGCGGAACUACCUCCUUAUCCAGGCGGAAACGGAAACGGAAACGGUGGUGGUGGCUACGGCGGUGGCGGUGGCGGUGGCGGUGGUGGUGGCUUCGGCGGCGGCGGUGGCGGUGGCGUGACGCUGCAGAAACCGGUCGGCCCGCAAACGUCCGAGGGCCUGAUGGUUGACCAGCAGCUCCUGGAGCAGGUCAAAAUGGUGCUCCUGGAGCACGAGCAGAGUGCCGGCCAGAACGGGAACGGGGGCUCCGGUGGCCCGAGCUCCUCGUACGGUCCACCCCGCGGCGGCGGUGACCGCGUCAUCGGGCUGGUGCUGGAGCAGCCGGUCCAAAGCAUUCCGCUGGCCGAGUACUGGCAGGGUGAUCAGCCGCCCCCGAACCCCAGCUCCUCGUACGGGGCUCCCCGCUAGAAUGACCUGACCUGUCCGCAAAAAACGAGAGAGAGCAGAGCGCAGAAAAAGAACACGAAAAUCAGAUGAAAG
This is a messenger RNA of Anopheles cruzii, 560 nucleotides long. Its product is annotated as zinc finger X-linked protein ZXDB-like. The coding region runs from base 30 to 488 and encodes 152 amino acids. The record is from RefSeq and is a predicted model, not a curated record. The transcript is spliced from 2 exons. Lineage: Eukaryota; Metazoa; Arthropoda; Insecta; Diptera; Culicidae.